UCGGCGCCGCACCUGCAGUAGGUCCCACCGCAGUUAGGGCUCCGGGUGGUUCGUGUGAGGCGGAGCUCGGCAGUUCCGUCUGCUUCAUCCGCAGCGUCUCCCCGUCUGUCUCGUUGCCGUUGCAUUCUCCAGAGAGAGACGGACCUCCGCUUCCUCUGUCAGAAAAAUGUCUGCUCCAGCUCAGCCACCCGCUGAAGGAACAGAAGGGGCUGCCCCAGGUGGGGGUCCUCCUGGUCCUCCCCCUAAUAUGACCAGUAAUAGACGACUACAGCAAACCCAGGCACAAGUGGAGGAGGUGGUGGACAUCAUGCGUGUGAAUGUGGACAAGGUCCUCGAGAGGGACCAGAAGCUGUCAGAGUUGGAUGACCGAGCUGACGCCUUGCAGGCGGGAGCGUCACAAUUUGAGAGCAGUGCUGCCAAGCUAAAGAGGAAGUACUGGUGGAAAAACUGCAAGAUGAUGAUAAUGCUGGGAGCGAUCUGUGCCAUCAUCGUGGUAGUUAUUGUAAGGGGGUCACCGCUGGAGAAGACCAACACUGUCCUCGAUGUACCCCGAGCCUGCAGCAAAUUUACCCUGUUGGCCCACCCAGCCCUAGCACGGGAAUUCUUUCCUGGGUUUCUGUCCCUGUAAGGCUAACCAGGUGUAGUGGCUUUGUUCUUUUGGGGGUGUUAACCCUUUCGUUUUCUUUCUCACCCCACUCUGAACCCUCUUCUGUGUCUUUGCGGUCUCCUUUCCCUCCCACCACCCAUGUGCAUGAGCAAAUGCGCAACUAAACUCUGGGGCUUUGCAGCCAGGUGAAGCCAAGCUUCCCACAUCCCCUUCUUUGGUUUGCCAUGAGAUGAUGUGGGGUUUCCAUUGUGUUUGUCAUUACCUCUCUGUCUUUUUCCUAACCCAGUCUCAUAGUUUAUGUAUAGAGUAGUAAGAGUUGUAUUUCCACCAAAGGCAUGUGACAUACUUACCAAUUUCAUGUAUUCUCAAUAAAGGUGAAAAAUACAAAUUCCUACCACAACA
Molecule: messenger RNA, 1009 nt
Organism: Cricetulus griseus (Chinese hamster)
Lineage: Eukaryota; Metazoa; Chordata; Mammalia; Rodentia; Cricetidae
Source: RefSeq, a predicted model, not a curated record